UCCUCGGACCUUAGUUUGAAGCGGGACUCCUCCUGUGCGUCUCCUCCUCCGUAGUUUCGCCGGGACUGCGCGCGGCGGUCUCCGCAGGACGUGACAGGGACUUUGGAGGCUUGUUUUCGGAGGGGGGGAACUUGGUGUCGUCGUGGAGGGAUUUUCUCCCUCAGCCCCGAGUUGGAGCGGUGACAGCGAGGGGGACAGCCGGGGGAAUAAUCGAUAUACCCCGUCCUGCGCGGGGAGUGUAUGCGGCUGACGCACCAGCAGCUCCGUGCCGAGCCGAGCCGAGCCGAGCCAGUCCCUGCCAUGCCAGUCCGAAAGAAAGACGCACAGCGAGCGCUGCUGCUGCUGGAGGAGUACCGGGCCAAGCUGAACCACACCGAGGACCGGCAGCUCCGGCACUCCAUCCAGAGGGUCAUCGACAUCUUCCAGAGCAACCUCUUCCAGGCUCUCAUAGAUAUCCAGGAAUUUUACGAAGUGACCUUAUUGGACAGUCAGAGAUGGGUGGAGUCUUCCAAAGGGGCGGACCCCAUGGCGCCCGUCAACCUGUGGGACUUCUCUAGCCUUCAAAGCACAACGGUGACCUCGGACACUCUGCCCAGCCUUAGCACCAGCAUCGAGGACUCCCCCCUCCUAAACGAAAUCCUCCACACGUUGGCACAGGCCAAACGCACGCCGGCCCGUGACGGACAAAAGUACCGGCACCAUGAUGAGGACUCAUCCCCACAAGACCAGAGCUCUCCCCAGCUGACGGAGGAGGCCGGGGGAGCGGAGCUCGUCCAGGUAGCAGAGAAGAACCUGUCCCAGAUAGAGAACGUGCACGGAUAUGUCACGCACGCUCACAUCUCACCUAUGAAGGUAGCAGCUCUGGAAUGCAUCUUUGACGGCUCCUCAGUGUUAGGACAGCAUCAUCCGGAGCUCCCCUCCCCUACGCCCUCCACCCUCUACCCCCUCGGAGAGGACAGCUCCCUCCCCUCCUGCUCCUCCAACCCUUACCCCCCGAUCCAGGCCGAAGCCGCCCCGCCUUCCUCUCCCAUAAUCCCUGUGAUCCCAAUCCCACCAAUCCCAGCCGAGACCACCAUCAUCCCCACGACGUCACAGGCCAAUCCUCCCCCUGUGGUGGUCAACACAGAAAGCUUGGAUACGCCUCCAUAUGUGAACGGGACGGAGGCUGACUAUGAGUACGAGGAGAUCACGCUGGAGAGGGGAAACUCGGGUCUGGGCUUCAGCAUCGCAGGCGGCACCGACAACCCCCACAUCGGCGAAGACCCGAGUAUCUUCAUCACUAAAGUCAUACCUGGAGGAGCGGCGGCCCAGGACGGACGACUCAGGGUCAACGACGUCAUCCUGAGAGUAAAUGAGGUGGACGUCCGGGACGUGACCCACAGCCGGGCCGUGGAGGCGCUGAAGGAGGCGGGCUCUCUGGUCCGGCUCUACGUCCGCAGGAGAAAACCCGUUUCUGAGAAAGUGAUGGAGAUCAAGCUGGUGAAGGGACCCAAAGGUCUUGGCUUCAGUAUAGCGGGCGGAGUCGGGAACCAGCACAUCCCGGGUGACAACAGUAUCUACGUCACCAAGAUCAUCGAAGGUGGAGCGGCACAUAAAGACGGGAGGCUGCAGAUUGGAGACAAACUAUUGGCUGUGAACAGUGCUUGCCUGGAGGAGGUGAGCCACGAACACGCCGUCACUGCCUUGAAAAACACUCCCGACGUGGUCUACUUGAAAGUGGCUAAACCCAACAGUGUCUUCAUGAACGACAGCUUCGCCCCACCCGACCUCACCAACUCGUACUCCCAGCACAUGGAGAACCAUAUCAGCCCCCCAAACUUCCUGAGCCAGCCCCUUCCUCUGCCGGCAUCCUCGGGACGCUACUCUCCGACACCGAAGAGCAUGCUGGGAGAUGACGACGUCACCCGGUCACGUGACGUGUGUGUGUGGUCCGACAGGGAGCCCAGGAAGGUGGUGCUGCACAGAGGAGCCACGGGCCUGGGGUUCAACAUCGUGGGCGGAGAGGACGGAGAGGGCAUCUUCAUCUCGUUCAUCCUCGCCGGAGGACCGGCGGAUCUCUGCGGAGAGCUGAGGAAAGGAGACCGACUCGUCUCGGUAAACGGGGUCGACCUCCGCAACGCCACCCACGAGCAGGCCGCCGCCGCGCUGAAGAACGCCGGACAGACGGUGACCAUUAUCGCCCACUACAGGCCGGAGGAGUACAGCCGCUUCGAGGCGAAGAUCCACGACCUGCGGGAGCAGAUGAUGAACAGCAGCAUCAGCUCGGGCUCCGGGUCUCUGCGGACGAGUCAGAAGAGGUCGCUGUACGUCAGAGCUCUGUUUGACUACGAUAAGACCAGAGACUCCGGUCUGCCCAGUCAAGGACUCAACUUCAAGUUCGGGGACAUCCUCCACGUGGUGAACGCCUCCGACGACGAGUGGUGGCAGGCCCGGCAGCUGACGGCACAGGGGGAGGUGGAGGAGGUCGGAGUCAUCCCCAGCAAGAGGCGGGUGGAGAAGAAGGAGAGGGCGAGGUUAAAGACGGUCAAGUUCAACGCCAAGUCUCGAGACCGAGGGCAGUCUCUCAAUGACAAGCGUAAAAAGAACCUCUUUUCCCGAAAGUUUCCGUUCUACAAGAGCAAAGAGGCGAGCGAGCAGGAGACCAGCGACGUUGACCAACACGUGACGUCUAACGCCAGCGAUAGUGAGAGUAGCUACCGCGGCCAGGAGGAAUACGUUCUGUCCUACGAGCCCGUCGUCCAGCAGGAAGUUAACUACACGCGUCCCGUCAUCAUCCUUGGCCCGAUGAAGGACCGGAUCAACGACGACCUGAUCUCCGAGUUCCCCGACAAGUUUGGAUCCUGCGUUCCCCACACCACCCGGCCCAAGCGGGACUACGAGGUGGACGGCAGAGACUACCACUUCAUGGUGUCGCGGGAGCAGAUGGAGAAAGACAUCCAGGACCACAAGUUCAUCGAGGCGGGGCAGUACAACAACCACCUGUACGGCACCAGCGUGCAGUCGGUCCGGGAGGUGGCCGAGAAGGGGAAGCACUGCAUCCUGGACGUGUCGGGGAACGCCAUCAAGAGGCUCCAGCUGGCUCUGCUCCACCCCAUCGCCAUCUUCAUCAAGCCCAAGUCUGUGGAGAACAUCAUGGAGAUGAACAAGCGUCUGACGGAGGAGCAGGGCAGGAAAACCUUCGACCGAGCCACCAAGCUGGAGCAGGAGUUCACAGAGCAUUUCACAGCCAUCGUGCAGGGCGACACCCUGGAGGAGAUCUACGAGCAGGUGAAGCAGAUCAUCGAGGAGCAGUCGGGUCCGUUCAUCUGGGUUCAGUCCAAGGAGAAGUUAUGAAGCCCCCCCCCCCGAUGACUCCUCGUCUUUAGGUUCAGUUUGUUUCAUUUCGAAGGAAGAGCCCCCCCCUCUCCCCCCUCCCCCCUCCUGUUGCCUGGCGAGGACUCGGGCAGAGUAAAGCACACGGAGAGUCUGAGGACUUCUGGUACAGCUCCUUAAUGUUUAAGGGAGGAGAACUUCAGAAGACGAGGACAGAGCGACACCCUGAAGCGUACGAAGCAGAUCCCACCUUUUCUGUUGUUUUUUUCUUUGUGGGUUCCCCUCCCCCCUCCCCCCCCCCCGCCCCUGUUCGUUUGUUUGUUUUUGUCCUGUGAGGUGAGCCGGUGGACGGAGUUUCAGUCUCAGGCAGCGUCCGUCCGUCGUGCCGGAGGGAGCGGAGACACAAAAAGCAAAACUUUGCACGUUUGAGCUUUAACAGCAUGUCAGUUUAUUCCCCGUUUAUUUCCCAUCAGCCCCUUCACCUCAGCGUCUGACGUCACGGCUUUUCUCCUCAGUUUCUGCGCUCAUUUCAUCGAUUUUUCUCUUGUAGGUUUUGUUUUUUUGUUUUUUUUACUUGAUUCACAUUAAGUUUGUUUUGCUCCUCACUGCCGCCGGACGUCGUGGAGACGCUGCAGUGUUCCUGCUCUGACACUGGAGGGCGCCGCACCAAACAGCACCAACACUCAUUAAAUAGCUUAUUGAGAACUGUGAGUCUCUAUAAAGGAUGUUUUUAAUCCAACAAUUAAAUUUAAAAAGUUUUUUGGAGAGAGGGAAAAAAUGUGACUGCGCUCCGGAAAUAUUUCCAUUUCUCACACAAGUCACUUUAAUAUUGAAACCAGCCAGAAGAAAUAGACAAAUAUAAACUCAGAGCGAUUAAAGUUCAGUGCAAUGACCAAAGGAAGACAGCCGAUAUUAUCUUUACUUAGAAAAACUACUAUAAAACUAUUAAAGCAUUAUUUUAUUACACAGAAAAUAAAACUGCCUCAAAUGAGAUUGAAGAUCCUCUAUACUAAUAGGUGAAACAAAAAUCACUUUAGUGUUUCUGCUGAAUGAAAAGUAGAAAUAUCACUGUGAUCACAGGUUUUUUUAAGACUAUAACAAAGGAAAAUACUAAAUUUAACAAAUAGAGUAUUAUAUUAAACCCAAACUAGAGUACUUUUCUCAGUAAGUAUAAAGAUAAAUAUUUAAUAAAUCAUUAAACAUAUUUUUGUUACGAUGGUAUAAAAGCUUAAAUCAAAUCACAAGAAUGGACAGUUAUUUUACUAUAUAAAGUGUAUUUUUAUUACGAGUGAAUGAUCUUAGUUUUAAAUUAAUAAGGAUGCUCUUAUUUAAUUACAAACUACUUUUCGUGCUCAGUCAUAUUUUUUUUUCUCUUGACAUAAUUAAAACCUUUCCUCCGUCGUGUUUUGGGUGCGUUUGAUGUCGUGUCGGCGCCCUCCGGCGUCAGCCGGAACCCCGCCGGACGUCACGGCGACGUCCGACAGCAUCGUCAGUGUCUUACCACGGAAACGAUGUCGAUCAUGUGACGGGCGAGGACGCGCCCGGAGACGAGCUGCCAGCUCCGGGCGUCCGCCAGUGUCGAUUCUUGUACAAUGAGAUUUUGACAGAUAUUUAACCCUCUCGGUAAACUGCCUAUUUUGUUAUAAUAAAAGUCUAUAUUGAACUUUACUUAAGCACUACUACUACGGGAAUUAUUUUCUUUGCAUUGUUAAUCAUAUAUGAAUAGAAAAAGUAUAAAGAUAUUUGAAUAUGAAUAUAUAUAUUUUUUCUUUUUUUCUUCAAUCACCACCUCCUCUGUCUUUUAAUUUUCUUUUUUAAGCAUAAUAAAAAUCUUAACAAGAAAACCCGCCUCUGAA
Salarias fasciatus (jewelled blenny) is the source of this 5168-nucleotide messenger RNA. It is a transcript of the gene dlg1b, whose product is annotated as discs large MAGUK scaffold protein 1b. The coding region runs from base 241 to 3333 and encodes 1030 amino acids. Gene Ontology annotation, biological process: cell-cell adhesion; embryo development; establishment or maintenance of epithelial cell apical/basal polarity. Gene Ontology annotation, cellular component: neuron projection; postsynaptic density membrane; basolateral plasma membrane. The record is from RefSeq and is a predicted model, not a curated record. The transcript is spliced from 27 exons. Gene Ontology annotation, molecular function: protein kinase binding; ionotropic glutamate receptor binding. Lineage: Eukaryota; Metazoa; Chordata; Actinopteri; Blenniiformes; Blenniidae.